Molecule: messenger RNA, 2859 nt
Organism: Toxotes jaculatrix (banded archerfish)
Lineage: Eukaryota; Metazoa; Chordata; Actinopteri; Toxotidae
Product: kinesin heavy chain-like
Exons: 25
Coding region: 1-2859 (952 amino acids)
Biological process (GO): microtubule-based movement
Molecular function (GO): ATP binding; microtubule binding; microtubule motor activity
Source: RefSeq, a predicted model, not a curated record
AUGGUGGAUGCAGCGGAGUGCGGGGUGAGAGUGAUGUGCCGCUUCAGGCCCCUGAACGAGGCCGAAAUCACCAGAGGGGACAUCUACAUCCCCAAAUUCAAAGACGACGACACCGUGGUCAUAACGGGUAAACCGUAUGCUUUCGACCGUGUGCUGCCUCCAAACACGUCACAGGAGCAAGUGUACGACCAGUGUGCCAAACAGAUAGUUAAAGAUGUGCUGGGCGGUUACAAUGGGACCAUCUUCGCCUACGGACAGACGUCCUCUGGGAAGACACACACCAUGGAGGGCAAACUGCACGACCCCCAGCUGAUGGGAAUCAUCCCUCGCAUUGCCCACGACAUCUUUGACCACAUCUACUCCAUGGACGAGAACCUCGAGUUUCACAUCAAGGUCUCUUAUUUCGAAAUCUACUUGGACAAGAUCAGAGACCUGCUCGAUGUGUCGAAGACGAAUCUCGCCGUACAUGAAGACAAAAACAGAGUUCCCUACGUCAAGGGUUGUACUGAGCGCUUUGUGUCCAGUCCAGAGGAGGUGUUGGAUGUUAUUGAUGUGGGCAAAGCCAAUCGGCACGUGGCGGUGACGAACAUGAAUGAGCACAGCUCUCGCAGCCACAGCAUCUUCCUCAUCAACAUCAAGCAGGAAAACGUUGAGACGGAGAAGAAGCUGUCGGGGAAGCUCUACCUGGUCGACCUGGCCGGCAGCGAGAAGGUCAGUAAGACAGGAGCUGAGGGAGCGGUGCUGGAUGAGGCGAAGAACAUCAACAAAUCUCUGUCUGCGCUGGGAAACGUCAUCUCCGCUCUGGCAGAGGGAACAAAAACCCACGUACCGUACAGAGACAGUAAGAUGACCCGGAUCCUGCAGGACUCUCUGGGAGGAAACUGUCGAACCACCAUCAUCAUCUGCUGUUCGCCGUCUGUCUACAAUGAAGCAGAGACCAAGUCCACGCUCAUGUUUGGGCAGAGGGCCAAGACCAUCAAGAACACGGUGUCCGUGAACCUGGAGCUGACGGCCGAAGAGUGGAAGAAGAAAUACGAGAAGGAGAAAGAGAAGAACAAGAGCCUGAAAAACGUCAUCCAGAGGCUGGAGGCUGAACUCAGCCGCUGGAGGAAAGGGGAGAAUGUUCCUGAGGAGGAGCAGAGCUCGAAGGAUCAGAAGAGCAUCGAGCCGUACGACAACACUCCCAUCAUCGACAACCUUCCGCCGGCCAGAGGAGGCGUCGCAGUGUCCGGCGAGGAACAGAGCAAGUACGAGGAGGACAUCAGCAACCUGUACAAACAGCUGGACGACAAGGAUGAUGAGAUAAACCAACACAGUCAGCUGGCCGAGAAGCUCAAAGAGCAGAUGAUGGAUCAAGAAGAGCUGCUGGCAUCAACGCGACGCGACUACGAGAAGAUCCAGGAGGAGCUGUGCCGGCUGCAGACGGAGAACGAGCUGGCCAAGGAGGAGGUGCAGGAGGUGCUGCAGGCUUUGGAGGAGCUGGCCGUCAACUACGACCAGAAGAGCCAAGAGGUGGAGGAGCGAGACCAAACCAACCUGCAGCUGACUGAGGAGCUGCAGCACAAGACGGCGUUGCUGUUGGCGGUGCAGAGGGAGCUGAGUCAGUUGCAGGAGCUGAACGGCCUGCAGAGGAAGAGAGCCGCCGAGGUCCUCAACCUGCUGCUGCGAGACCUCAGUGACAUCGGUGCCAUCAUCGGCACCAGUGAUGUCAAGGCGUCUUUAGAGACAAAGGGGAACGGCUCAGCAGUGGAGGAGGAGUUCACCGUCGCUCGCCUCUACAUCAGCAAGAUGAAGUCCGACAUCAAGUCCCUGGUCAACCGCAGCAAGCAGCUGGAGAGCGCUCAGGCUGACGCCCACCGCAAGAUCCAGGCCAACGAGAAGGAGCUGGCGUCCUGUCAGCUGCUCAUCUCCCAGCACCAGGCCAAGAUCAAGUCUCUGACCGACUACAUGCAGAACAUGGAGCAGAAGAAGAGGCAGCUGGAGGACAGUCAGGAUGCUCUGACUGAGGAGCUUGCCAAACUGCAGGCACAGGAGAAAAGACACGAGUUGCUGGGGCCCGAGAAGGAGGACAUCAGCAGACUGGAUGGAGGCAAGGAGAUCAAGGACACACUGGAGGAGCAGCUGGAGAACCACAGGGAGGCUCAUCAGAAACAGCUCAGCCGCCUCCGAGAUGAGAUUGAGGCUAAGCAGAGGAUGCUGGACGAACUGACUGAUCUAAACCAGGGUCUGUUACUGGAGCAGGCAAGGCUCAUGUCAGACUAUGACAAACUGAGGGCUGAAGAGCAGGAGAAGGAUGCAAAGCUGCAGAAAGUCAUGCUGCUGAACGAACAGCAGGAGCAGGCCAGAGAAGAUCUGAAGGGGCUGGAGGAGACUCUGGCCAAAGAGCUGCAGACUCUGCACAACCUCCGCAAACUCUUCGUUCAGGACCUCACUGCACGGGUUAAGAAAAGUGCAGAGCUGGACUGUGAGGAGGGACUUGGCAACAUUGCCCAGAAACACAAGAUCUCCUUCCUGGAGAAUAACCUGGAGCAGCUCACCAAGGUCCACAAGCAGCUGGUUCGAGACAACGCAGACCUUCGCUGCGAGCUGCCCAAGCUGGAGAAGCGUCUUCGUGCAACAGCCGAGCGAGUCAAAGCCCUGGAGAACGCCCUGAAGGAAGCCAAGGAGAACGCCAUGAGGGACCGCAAGCGCUACCAGCAGGAGGUUGACCGCAUCAAAGAAGCCGUGCGAGCCAAGAACAUGGCCAGGAGGGGGUGCUCUGCUCAGAUCGCAAAACCCAUCCGCCCAGGCCACCAUCCACUGUCAUCCCCCAUCAGCAGCUGCAUCAGAACUGGAGGCAUCUACAUCCACAACAACUGA